AUGGGAGACGAGUCCGAGGCGGCUUUCGUCCGCGAGGUUUGGGGCCUCCAAGGAGCCGCAUACCUCGUAGUUGGUCUCCGUUACUAUAGUAGAUUGUCAACGCUAGGGUGGCGGAGUCUAUCGUUGGAUGAUGUUAUCAUGUUCUUGGCUAUUGUGGUUUAUACAGCAGAGUCACUGAUGGCAUACCUAGUCGUGGCAUUCUGGCAUGGUCUUGCCAACAAUGCUCUGACGGAUGAACAGCGUGCAGAGAUAGACCCACACUCGCACGAGUGGUACCUACGAGUCAAUGGGUCAAAGACUCAUGUCGUCGGCCUUCUUCUCUAUACCACGCUGCUAUGGCUAUUGAAGGCGUGUUGGUUAUCAUAUUACUCUCGUUUGACCGAUGGAAUUAAUCACAUGAAUAAAAUUAUACACUGGGGCACCGCUAUCAUUGGAGCGACUUACAUCUCAUGUCUGCUCGUUGCCUUUUUAAAAUGCAUCCCUUUUUAUCACCAGUGGCAAAUUAAUCCUUCCCCAGGAAAUCACUGUAUGCCAGCCAUUUCCACCCUCCAGACCGUUUACGUGAUGGUCAUGAACACCAUCACCGACUUCUAUCUAAUGGCCAUACCGUUACCAGUCGUCUGGAUUGCACGCCUACCGUGGAGAAGGAAGCUCGUGCUCCUGAUCAUGUUCAGUGGUGGCUUUCUUGAGAUGACAUUUGGCAUUUUACGAUGCGUCUCCAUCUUGACGGCAAGCACACUACUUAUGUCGCAUCGACUAGGUGAUGUCGAUCCUGCGCAAUCAGGUUACUGGUCCGUUCGAGAAUCGUUCGUCUCUGUCGUUUUAACAAAUAUGCCGAUGAUCUACCCGAUGUUUAGAAACCUCGUUGAGAGAGGAAUCAACAUGAGCAGAUCGCCGGGUAAGAGCAGCCUGGAAGAUAGCAGGGGUUAUAGACUCGGCAGCGUGCCUGGUCCUCUCGAGACCGUAGGGCGCCAACGGCAGCGAUCUAUCUACGUCCCAAAUAACGGAUCGUGGGGAUCGAACGAACAUAUAAUGGCUGAUACAGAAAACGGCACCGCAUCAAAUGAAGAAGCAUCUAUAGAUCUAACAAAACAUCGGACCGGUGGGGUUUCAUCAGCGGGAACACCUCCGCCUUCAGGGUCGAAGCGAAUAGCAAGCGCCGAGCACCAAAUCGUCAUCACGACAGAGUAUACUGUCACGGAGGAGAGUUCAAAUGGGUCAAGAAAUUUGAGCAGGCCCGGGUUUUGA
Molecule: messenger RNA, 1248 nt
Organism: Annulohypoxylon truncatum
Lineage: Eukaryota; Fungi; Ascomycota; Sordariomycetes; Xylariales; Hypoxylaceae
Exons: 6
Coding region: 1-1248 (415 amino acids)
Source: RefSeq, a predicted model, not a curated record